This is a messenger RNA of Synchiropus splendidus (mandarinfish), 1182 nucleotides long. It is a transcript of the gene myl1, whose product is annotated as myosin, light chain 1, alkali; skeletal, fast. The record is from RefSeq and is a predicted model, not a curated record. NCBI's taxonomy places the organism in Eukaryota, Metazoa, Chordata, Actinopteri, Syngnathiformes, Callionymidae. The coding region runs from base 81 to 656 and encodes 191 amino acids. Gene Ontology annotation, molecular function: calcium ion binding. The transcript is spliced from 6 exons. Gene Ontology annotation, cellular component: myosin II complex; contractile muscle fiber.
CUCUGCUGCACUCCUUGUGUUGUCACCCGCACCGGGAUUGUCUGUGAUCCAGGAACCAGCUUGGUUUAACCUAAGAUACAAUGGCACCCAAGAAGGAUCCUAAGGCCCCAGCCAAGAAGGCCGAACCCGCACCAGCACCGGCCCCAGCACCAGAGCCUGCACCUGCACCUGCAGCACCCGCUGUGGACCUGUCCGCUGUCAAGGUGGAAUUCAGCGCAGACCAGAUUGAGGACUACAGGGAGGCCUUUGGUCUGUUCGACAGGGUGGGUGACAACAAGGUGGCCUACAACCAGAUCGCCGAUAUCAUGCGCGCUCUGGGACAGAACCCUACCAACAAGGAAGUGACCAAGAUUCUGGGAAACCCCUCCGCCGACGACAUGGCCAGCAAGAGAGUAGAGUUCGAGGCUUUCCUGCCCAUGCUCCAGACCGUUAUCAACAACCCCAACAAGGCCGGCUUUGAGGACUACGUUGAGGGUCUGCGUGUCUUCGACAAGGAGGGUAACGGCACAGUGAUGGGUGCUGAGCUGCGUAUUGUCCUGUCAACACUGGGAGAGAAGAUGACAGAGGCUGAGAUUGAUGCUCUUAUGCAGGGCCAGGAGGAUGAGAAUGGCUGUGUCAACUACGAGGCCUUUGUCAAGCACAUCAUGUCUGUGUAAGGAGCCACUUCAGCGGUGAGCAUUGAACGUAUGCAGACCCCAUGGUGUCGGACAUCCACUCGCUGUUUCCCGCACCACCAGAGGAAGCAGGCGGAACAAAGGACUAUGAGAUGUCAUUUCCGAAUCCAUCUUUUGUUUUAUUCUACACUUUUUUUUUCUCUCUCGUCCAAAAAAAAAAACAAGAAAUGGUGCUUUUUUUUUUUUUUUUUUCUCCCCCUGUCCUGCCCGGGAACCAGCCCCAAAUUUGAUAUCACCGUCCUCAACGUCUCUCACAGUGAGAUGAGAUCCAUCACUGGCUUCAGGAGGAACAGUUCUGGAGAGGAAGGUGGAAUAAACCGACGACCUUCCCCUGACGUCACUUUUCAUCCGACUGGCCGUUCAUUGGGCAGUGAAGUGACUAUCUUGGCCCAGGACUGGCCACUGAAAUGAAUCCCAACUCCAUCCUACCCCUGAGUCUUAAGUUAUUGUCACUCUCCUCUGCAUUUCACAAUAAACUUUUCACAAACUCCCAUUUUAUUUAAAUAUU